UGCAGGUCCUCCGGCAAUCCAUUCAAGCCAGCAAGUUUGGAGAGCGUGUUGAGUUUAAUCAAUUCAUAACGUCGAGAUGGAGCCGAACUCACUGAAGUGGGUGGGCUCGUCUUGCGGUUUACAUGGACCAUAUAUAUUCUAUAAAGCCUUUAAAUGUACCCGGGAUGGCAAAGCGAGAAUCCUCGCUCUCGGAGACUUUUUCUUCGUCAGAUGCAAACCCGAGGAUCCUAUAUGCAUAGCGGAGCUCCAGCUUCUCUGGGAGGAAAGGACAAGCAAGCAACUUUUAUCCAGCUCCAAACUUUAUUUCCUACCCGAGGAUACUCCCCAGGGACGAGCCGUCGCUCACGGAGAGCACGAGGUCAUCGCCGUGUCCGAGAAGGUGAUCGUGCGACUCCAGGACCUGGUGAAGUGGACGGUACCGGACUUCUCGGGAUGGGCCAACGGUCUGAAGGUGGAGCCGCUCAAACCCUCGGUGCUCCGCGAGCUGGGGACCAACGGGCGGCGCGAGGCCCUCCACCGCUACAGGGAGAGCACGCUGACCAGCGGCCUCAACUUCAAGGAUGUCCAGAGGGAGCGGGCGCAGCUAGGCCAAGAAGAGGACGGACGGAAAGUGUUAGUCCUCAGUUACUCCCAGUACUGUCGCUACCGCUCCGUUCUGGCUCGGCUCAGAGAGCACCCGUCCUCGCUGUUCAUCGAUCACACGGUGCUGGCGCUGGGCGGUAUUCCUGCGCUGGGCGGCAGCACGAGAAUCCUGUACUGCCGCGACACCUUCGAACACCCCACCCUGCUUCAGAAUGAGAGCAUCUGCGACGAGUUUGCUCCGAACCUGAAGGGGCGACCUCGAAAGAAGAAGCUUUCCAUCUCUCAGAGGAGGGACACCCAGGGUCAAGCUCCAGGUCAGGGCUCGUCGGGGUCGACCCAGGGUUCUGCAGCUGUGGCGGCUCCGGACCCCUUGAGCCCAGAGAGCAAAACUGCAACCAAGGUCAAGCCCGGCUGUAAAACGGUACCCAAUGGGAAACUAACUACGCCGGGCAAACAAAGGCCCGCCGGGCUCAGUAAGAAGUCCUCACCUGAGGAGAAGGAGAGAGGAAAGGAGAAGGACAAGGAGGAGAGGAGUGAGAAAAAGGAAGAGAGGAAAGAUGAGGAUACUUCAGAGGAGAGCCGCGCGGAGGAGCAGGCUUUCUUGGUAGAGCUCUACAAGUACAUGAAAGAACGAGACACGCCCAUAGAGAGGAUCCCCUUCCUCGGCUUCAAACAGAUCAACCUUUGGACUAUGUUUCAAGCUGCUCAGAAACUUGGAGGAUAUGAGUUGAUCACGGUGCGCAGGCAGUGGAAGCACGUAUACGACGAGUUAGGCGGAAACCCCAGCAGCACAAGCGCCGCCACGUGUACGCGGCGACACUACGAAAGGCUCCUCCUUCCUUACGAGAGGCACCUCAAAGGCGAACAGGACAAGCCCCUCCCGUUGGCCAAACCCAGGAAGCAGGAGGGCAGCCAAGAGAAGGCGUCUGGAGCCGGCGUCAAAGUGAAAGUAGUAGGGGCCAAGAAACUGAAAGGCCCCAACCAUCCGAAGCUGGGCAGUAAGAAGGAUAGGGGAGAGGUGAAACAAGAACUAACACAGGAGUCAAAGGUGAAAGAAGACGACCAUGAGAUUUCCACAGCCAUAAAAAUCGACGCCGCUCUUCAAGACGAACCGAUUGUAAUAGAGGAGGAAGAGUUGCAUGUCACCCUGAAGAAGGAGGAGUCGUUGGCCGUGGAGCAGCCGUCCUCGCUCUGCCUCAAAGAAUCUGACUGCAGACCGCCCCACGGUGGUUUCUCCCUCCACACGGGGCCUUCCGCCCAACCAGAAUGGAGGCAGAUCAGCGAGGCGCUCCAAGCGAAGCUCGCAGGCGAACAGCAAACUGAAGGGCAUUUCAUUCCAAAAACCUCUUACCUGCUUCCCCGCUGGGAUCAGACUAAAGCUGCUGGACAUGUGGCUCUGCCUGAGCACUUCUCCAAGGUCAAAGACUGCAUUGAGAAUCAUGGCGGGAGAGUGGGGAAAGUGUUGCCUAUGUGCAAGCAGGUGGAUGGACAGUGUAUAGAUUUGAGCACAGAUUCUUACUCGGAAAAGGACGACUACGGGGCGAUUAAGAAGGAGUCGACCCAGACAGCCAUCUACUGCAAAGCCAACCAGGGGGUCAUGUCUCCGUUGGCUAAAAAGAAGCUCCUGUCCCAGGUGUGCGAGUCCAACCCCUACUCCUUUUCCUCUCUUCAGUCUCCACCUCCCGCAGCUGUGUCCUCUCUCCAUCGAGGUGAUCGAGAGAAGGAGAAAAGAAAGAGUGAAGAAGAGUUGCUGGGACAAAGGUACCAGGGUGCGUCCGACAGCAUCCCUGAGGUCUCGCCCAUAUUCAGGCCGUCGGUGAUCCAGCACGCACAAAGCAGCAAGGCUCACCAACACACUGGCGGAGGGCAAUCGGAGAGGAUCGCUGCGGCGGAGCUGUCGGACUCUUACAGCCGGACGGGCCAUCAUAUUCAGCCACAGGCGAGCGUGCCCUGGCAACCGUACCUUACCAGAACCCAAACCCAGGACUGUGCGGAGACCGCCGGGGAGAAAAUCCUCCAAGGUCCAGUCACCCAGUGCAGGAGCUAUACGGGGGACUGCUACUCAUCCCCUCACCUUCACAGCUUGUACAGACAGACUGAGAGCUGCCUGAGCCAAGAGAGAAUGGCUGGCUUUCCUGGCGGAGAGCGGAGAGAGCACUACAGCAGGGAGCGCGAGGGCGGCCAAAGCUUUGUCUGUGCCGGUCUGGAGCAGGAAGGGUUGGUGUACAGAUCUCACUAUGGUGACAGGACUCAGACGCAAGGAGAGAACGGAGAGGCUGAAGACGAGCCCAGAGACUUUUCUAUUUCUAAACCUCUAUCUCAAAGGGUUUCCUCCUUUUCCAAGCCCUCUUUCUGUAGUCUCUCCUAUCCCAUCAUGCAUCACGGUUUGGAUUCCCAUCCUAAGGCGUGCAGAGUCUCGCCUAUGACAAUCUCUACCCCCAAACAAAGCUCACCAGAUACUUCUCAGUCGUUUCCCAGCCCCAAAACCUCAGCCGAACUGUCCCUCAACAGUCCCAUUCGGCCCAGUAAGCGGAGCCUGGCCGAGGCGGACAGCGAAGACGCCCCGGAGAGGAAGGUGCGAGUGGUGACCCCUAUUCACCCGGCCAGCACAGUCCGACGGAGCGACCCUGAGGAGCUGAAACCCGCUGAGCCAGCCCACGCCAUUCACCUCAACAAUCAUCUCCCCGAGGGCCAUUCUAUGACCGCCUACCCCCCGCCCCACACCGCGCCCCUCUAUGCUGGCAUUUAUCCACACGGCACGCUGGUGUCACCAGGCGCCCAGGAUGGGCUCCAGCAGCACCCGGGCCUGCAGUACCUGAAAAGCCAGUCGGCCGUGUCCCCGCUAAUGCCCCCCUUCACCAUCCACUCCAUGAUGCUCCACAGGCAGCUGCUAGCCUCCACCCCCAGCCCCCACCACCUCUACAGGUACCCGGGCGGGGCGGCACUGUACGGAGAGCUGUUGCACCACCUCUACCCUCUCUCGACCCUCCCCCCACCUCAGCUGUCGUCGGUACACCCCAGCACCAGACUUUGAGGGAGAGAAAACACGCUUUCUUUUCUUCACAUUGUUGAAACUGUGUCGGCUUAUUUUCAUUCACAUCGUGGCUUGAGUCGAGG
This is a messenger RNA of Xiphophorus hellerii (green swordtail), 3699 nucleotides long. RefSeq names its product AT-rich interaction domain 5B (gene arid5b). Gene Ontology annotation, cellular component: nucleus. The record is from RefSeq and is a predicted model, not a curated record. Lineage: Eukaryota; Metazoa; Chordata; Actinopteri; Cyprinodontiformes; Poeciliidae. The coding region runs from base 77 to 3616 and encodes 1179 amino acids. Gene Ontology annotation, molecular function: transcription cis-regulatory region binding. Gene Ontology annotation, biological process: regulation of transcription by RNA polymerase II. The transcript is spliced from 10 exons.